AUGAAUCCCUUUCAUCUUUUUCGUGGUGCGGCACCCGCGGACACGUGGUUUCCGGUCGGACGCCUGUCCUCGUUUCCCGAAGUCGGCGAGGAUGACGAGGAUCUCGUCCACCCACGCGACUGCAGCGCCACGGCCAAACCGGGCUGCAAAGUCUUCAAUGUGCCAAAGGAGGAUCUGUCCAAACGAACCGAGGUGUUGAUCACUCCCGAUGGCCUCGGUCUCGUGGAUGAGGAAGGGCAGGCCCUGCAGGACCAGGUGUUGAUUUUCAAGCACAGGGGCAAGAUGCACGCCAUAGACCACAAAUGCCCUCAUUCAUCGUUCCCGCUAUCACGAGGCAUCCCCUUUGACAUCGAGGACUUUGGCGUCGUCCUCAGCGCAGGCAUUACGUGUCCCAAACAUAGCUGGUCGUUCGAUCUAUUCACGGGAAACGCAGAUCGCGGAGGCUAUAAGCUGCCGAUAUGGGAGGUCGAGCUAAGGGACGUCAAGGCCUCUGACCCAGGUUCUGAUGAGCCACACGAUAAGGAAGUUUGGGUCCGAAGGAAAGAGAAGAAGCGAAUCGGCUAA
This is a messenger RNA of Emericellopsis atlantica, 564 nucleotides long. Its product is annotated as Rieske domain-containing protein. Bases 1 to 564 code for a protein of 187 amino acids. The transcript is spliced from 2 exons. NCBI's taxonomy places the organism in Eukaryota, Fungi, Ascomycota, Sordariomycetes, Hypocreales, Bionectriaceae. The record is from RefSeq and is a predicted model, not a curated record. Gene Ontology annotation, molecular function: 2 iron, 2 sulfur cluster binding.